GGUGCUGUAGGUUAGACAAACGCUUUUGACGACGUACAAAGUGUUGGAAGGAAGUGCAUUCCAUUAAAGUUAACAGGUGGUAACGCGGACGUCUUUUAUGUUAAAACAUGCCAUGACAAUCCUCCGUUUGUGUUACGGCUGAAUACGUCCUAAAUGUAGGUUACGUUGUUCCUGGUGAGUGAAUGUUUCAAAAAUAUUUGUGCGCUUGCUGUGUAGCAUACGUCAGCAGUACAAAGGUCAGGUGUCAGCGCCGCCUGCAAUAAAUAAUUGGAGUCAGUACUUUUUCAGUUACUCAUUUAUACUUAUAUCAAAAGGAACUAAAACUCAAAUUACUUACUUGCAUUUGAUGUGGUUAUUAUUAUUUUUUUUUAAAUGUACACAUCAACCUUAAAGUUCUGUGCAGGAAGAUGUUCCCUGUAGACUUUCCACUUGUGGAGGAAACUGACUUGAGGUCAGCGUCUGAACAAUAUCUUUUGUCGCUGGAAUCCAGACCUAAAGAUAAUGAGUGGUUUCAAUCACCCAAAACGUCUAAGUUGGAAAUAACUGCAAAUAGCAUCAAAUGGUUGCAGCUGUUUGAGGACGACCAAACUAAAUGCUCGAUAUUGGCACUUCACCCACCUGGUGAUCCCAGUCAAGGUAUGAUCACACACGCAUACAAACAUUCAGACACACAAAAAUGCCUUCUAACACUCCAUUCCCCUCCAGUGGUGGCCUUAUACUUGCAUGGAAGUUGGUGGUGUGUGAAUGAUGUUAUCCGGACAUCAUGCGAAUCAAGAACUGACUUGCUUCCAGUGCAGUCACUUAUGGAGAGGCUCAUUAUGUUCCUGCUGAAUCAGGUUGUGGAGAUGCCUUCACAGGAGGAAACACUCUUCUCCAUGCACACCCGCACAGAGAGCGCCAAAUUGCUGUGGAGAGAUGGCCAAGCAGUAGGCUUCUACACUGUCAAACACAAAGGCAGUCUGUGUGACAGCUGGAGCGGCCGCUGCUACCAGAUGCCUGUUCUAGACACGGUGCUGGUGAGAAGAAGCUGGAGGAGGAGAGGACUGGGACUUAAGAUGCUGGCUGAUUUCUGCUCGUCCUUCCCCAGCGAGGAGGUGCUGGGAAUCAGCGUGCCGCUUUCAGCCAGCAUGGUUGCAGAGGAGAGGCGGACGUGACUGAGGACAGCAUGCGGACGUCAAAGCGGGAAGGGUGCGCGUGAAAGAGGACGCUAAAGGCAGGCCCCCAGUAGGUAUAUAGUAUGUGCAUUGUGCAAAACAUCGGUUUGGCUAAGGACCCUGAAAAUGGCACCUACGAAGAGACACGCUUACGAAGCACAGUUUAAACUGCAAGCUAUCAGUUAAGGGGAGGAACAUGGGAAUCGAGCAGCCGCGAGAGAAUUCAAGAACAACGACUCCAUGGUUCACAAGUGGAUGCCUGGGCCAAGGUAUCUGCUUUGACUGUUGUCCGAGCCAACAUGCAUGCUAGCAUAUGUUUUAGUGUGCGUGCAUGCUACCGUAUGUUUGAAGCUAGCGUAUGUUUUAGCAUGCCUGCGGCCAAUAAUACGGUGCACCUUAUGUAUGUGUUAAAUAGAGAAAUAGACCCCGCAACUGAGACUGCGCCUUUUCAUACGGUGCGCCUUAUGGUCGCAAAAAUACGGUAUGUGAAGGAGACUUCCACUGGCUCACGGGUCACCAGCUUGGCGACACCGUUGCAAGUUGGGUCAAUGUCCUGGUAAAUUUUAGAGAGCCCGACCUUCGUGAAGUGGGCGCGAUGAUUAAUUUUACACUGGAUUACUCUGUGUUGCGCAAACGGAAGAUUUACUAACCCUGCCAAGGGCCUCUCCCCAAAGUUCCUUGGAGAUCUCCUCACCCAGGUCCAUUUCCCAGAGUACUUUAAUCAAAUUCAGAGAAACAAGGUGAAGAGAAUGAAUCCAAGUAUAAAAGUAUGGCAUCAUUCCCGUAAGGGAAGGUGUUGAUUUAUAGAACGCAUCCAAAUGAGAGUCAGCGGGUGUAUUAGGAAAUUGAGGGAACCUAGCAUUAGCAAAACUACGGAUCUGUAAGUACCUGAAACAAUUUUUUGGUAGACCACAUUUUUUAGACAACUGAUCAAAAGAUGUGAAGGUGUUAUCAAUGUAUAAAUCCUUAAAUUAUUUAAUGCCAUGGUUAGCCCAGUUUGCUGAUGAAGAUGGAGGGAAAUUAUGAUUCGCAGUUAAAGAAGCUAAGAUUUAAUAUGUUCACAGAUCAAAAUGACGUCUGAACUGAUUCCAGAUUCUCAAGGACAUUUUGACAAUGAUAUUGGCAUCAAAUGAGUUAAAUGUCGAGGGCCGCGGGAAUAGAGAGAGAACUUUUAGAUGUAAAGGAGCAAAUUGUUCACAUAAAGAGUUACUCUCUGUUCAAUCCCAUUUCUGAAAUACCUGUGAUUUGGGGGUCACAAUGAAGUGAAAUGGUGAGGGGCUCAAUAGCUAGGGCAAACAAAAGGGGACACAUGGGACAACCUUGGCAAGUAGAACGUUGAAGAGGAAAGUAAGCUGACUGGAUGUUAUUUGUUCUCACCGAGGCUAAUGCGGAUGAAUACAAUAGUUCUACCCAUGUCAUAAAGUUGUUGCCAAAACCAAAUUUCUCUAAAGUGUGAAAGUCAUUUCAUCACCACAUGCAGUUUUUUUUGCGUCUAAUGUAACGAAAGCUUCUGGCCCAGAGGUCAGGGGGUGAUGAUAAAUUGUAUUGAAAAGCUGUCUGAAGUUUAAAAAAAAAAAGAGUGCCUAUCUUUAAUAAAUCCAGUUUGGUCAGGAGAGAUAACAGUAGGCAAUACAGACUUCAAAAACGUAAGGCAAGCAGCUGAGACAAUAAAUUGAAAUCGACAUUAACAGACUGAUUGGUCGGUAGGAAGAGCAGGCAAGGGGGACUUUAUUCUUUUUAAGCAUAAGAGAAAUAGAAGCUUGAUUAAGUGUUGGGGUAAAGUAAGAGAAGCAAAUGAGUCAUUGAACAUAUCAAUCAAAGCCGGGGCUAGUUUUUGUUGAAAUUUUAUAUAAAACUCAGUCAGAUAACCGUCAAUUCCUGGGCUUCGGCCACUCUGCAUCAACGUGAUGGAAACCGAAAGUUCAGCAGUAGUUAUCGGCAUUUCUAAUUUUUCAGCUAUAUCGGAACUAACCUUAAGGACUUUGAAUGUACUGAAAAUAAUUCUUAAAGUCCUGUGUAUCAGAGCUUGUUUCAGAUGCGUAUAAUGAGGUAUAGUCGUUUUUAAAUUUAUCAUUAAUCUUUUCAGGAUCCAAUGUAAUUUCUACAGCCAUUUUGAUUUGGUGAGAAGCCCUGGGUUGCUUUAAUUGGUGGGCUAGCAGCCUGCCAGCCUUGUCAUGCUAUUCAUAAUAUCUACUUCUGGAUUUAAGAAGUAGUUCAACAGCAUUAUCUGUAGUCGGUGUGUUAAAUUCUGAUUGGAGAGUGAGGCGUUCUUUAUACAAGACUGGAUUUGGUGAUUUGGUGUACAUCCUGUCCAGCUGGCAAAUACAUUUUAGUAAUUCAUCUGAUCUUUUUCUUUUUUGUUUUCGGUCAGAACUUACUAAAGAAAUUGUUUGUCCUCUUAUAUAAACCUUCAGAGUUUCCCCCAAUACAAAUGCAAAGACACCAGGGGUCUUGUUCAUACUCAAAUUUAUGUAAAUCUGAUUAGAAAUCUGUUCUACAAAAUUUUAAUCUGGAAGCAAAUCAGUAUUGAAACGCCACAGGGUUUGAACACGAGUAGUAGGGAAUGAUCAGAAAUGACUAUAGGUUCAUAUGAGCAUGAGCCCACUGAAGGAAGAAACCUCUUAUCCACCAGAAAGUAAUCUACACGAAUGAACGUAUGAUGCAAAAAAAGGAGAAUACUUAAAACCCAGAGAUUUUCCGAAGUGGGCUUAAUUAAUCUAGCCGAUUUCGAGUGGGUGGUGGUCGCCAUUGAAGAAUGAUCCAGAUCAGGGCUAAACCAACAAUUGAAGUCACCUCCUAAAAUAAGAAGGUGUAAGGACAUGUCCGGGAAUUCAGAAAAAAAGAUGCCUGAAAAAAAUCUGGGUUAUCUUAAUGAAGAACAUAUACAGUACGUUUACCAGUAAAACUGCGGUGUUGAACAUCCUACCAGUGAUAAUUAGAUACCUACCCCCUGGAUCGGAAACCACCUUAGCGCAUACAAAGGGGACAGCUCUAUGUAUUAAAAUCACAAACCUGCUAGACUUACUAUGAAAUGAUGAAUAGUGAGCUUUGACCAAUCCACCCACCCUUAUUUCUGGAAUAAACCGUUGUUUUAAAGUUUCUUGAAGAUACAGUAUAUUACUUGGGCUCCCAAGCGUUGAAGAUGUAGGAUGCUGCUGUGCUUUGUAGGGAAUUUAAAUCUUUGCAGUUGCAGCUAAAAAAAAUUAAGCGCAUUCCCACAAAAGCAGUUUAAACAGUGGUCGUUCAAAGAAAACUUCUCUGAGCUUCUCUUUGAUACCUAUGAAAAUAAUGUUAAAUUAUCUUCUCCAAACAUGGACUAUGCUCUAUCUGACCACCAUUGUUUGCGCUUCUCCCAUGAAGAUUGUCUUGUCUGACUUCAUCAUCUUCUGAAUUAAACAAACAGGAGAUACGUCACCCAACCAAAAACAUACUCAACAGCCUAAUAUAGUUUAGUAGUUGCAUAUUCAAGACUUACUGUUAUGUUCUUGCAUAACUGUCUCACUUGACAGACCUAGUUAUAUACGAAUGUAUUGAAAUGUAUAUACUGUAUGAAUGUUUUAAUUUUCUAUCAAUCCACAAUAAAACUUCACACCUGAAAUUUAAAAAAAAAAUACAAAUUUAAAAAGGAGCUCUCCAACUCAGGCACCUACACAACCAGACUAUGUCGGAAAGCCAGUACAAUCAUUAAGGACCCCUCCCACCCUGGACACUCACUUUUCUCCCACCUUCCCUCUGGAAAACGUCACAGGACAUUAAAGUCAAGAACCACAAGACUCAAAAACAGCUUCUACCACCAAGCUGUGAAAUACAUCUGCUCUCAACUGCCACAGUAAGAACGUAUGAUUACACCCCACCCCCCUUACACUUAAGUGCAAUAUAAUGAACAAAAACUGUGCAAUAUUAUCUAAAAAUUUUUUAAAAAACAUCUGUAUUUAAAUAACUACCAUUCUCCCAAAUGUGAACAAUUAUUUGUUCUGUAAAUAUGUUUCUUUUUGAUAAUUGUAUGCCUAUAUUUGUUUUUAACCGCAACGCUGCAAAUUGUGAGAUGCCACCCUGAUUUUUCAUUGUGCCUGUGACAGUGACAAUAAAGUUAUAUUCUAUUCGAUGUAAUAAACCAUAAAAAUGGAUGUCUGAAUUUGAAAAUAGAACGGAUUUUUUUUUUAAAUUGCUGUUUUUAUUGUUUUGUGGUGUCUUCCUCUGUCUUAAGUGUGUCGGCACUUCCUGCAUCUGAAUGAAGAUCACAGAGACCGUCUGUAUGAAGUCGAGGCUCCAGGGGCAUGGACUCAACAGCGAAAU
Phycodurus eques (leafy seadragon) is the source of this 5450-nucleotide messenger RNA. RefSeq names its product family with sequence similarity 169 member B (gene fam169b). Lineage: Eukaryota; Metazoa; Chordata; Actinopteri; Syngnathiformes; Syngnathidae. The transcript has 5 exons. The record is from RefSeq and is a predicted model, not a curated record. Bases 408 to 1154 code for a protein of 248 amino acids.